Molecule: messenger RNA, 1569 nt
Organism: Cladophialophora immunda
Lineage: Eukaryota; Fungi; Ascomycota; Eurotiomycetes; Chaetothyriales; Herpotrichiellaceae
Exons: 2
Coding region: 1-1548 (515 amino acids)
Biological process (GO): carbohydrate transport; transmembrane transport
Cellular component (GO): membrane
Molecular function (GO): carbohydrate:proton symporter activity
Source: RefSeq, a predicted model, not a curated record
AUGGCUGGGGGAACGAAAUACAAUUUCCUCAUCGUUUUCUUUGUUGCGUUGGGCAGCUUCACCUAUGGCUUCAACAGCGCCAUCAUGGGCCUUGUGAUCGGUCUGCCGGCUUUCUUCCAAUACUUCAACAUCAGCCUCGACGACACCCAGGGCAACCAAAUCACCGGAGCUACCAAUGGACUCUAUUCAGGAGGUGGCAUCCUGGGCUGUAUCUUUGUGCCUUGGCUACUCGACCGCCUUGGCCGUCGCCGAACGAUCCAGAUCGCAGCGGCCGUGGCGAUCGUUUCGGCAGCACUGCAGGGAGGUAGCGUCCAUAUCGCCAUGUUCCUGAUUGCUCGCUUCCUCAACGGGUUCGCGGUUGGUAUGCUGGACACGUCCAUCCCGGUUUUCCAAUCCGAAAUCUCGCCGGCUCGUCAACGCGGCCGCAUGGUUGGGGCCCAUGGCGUGUUGAUCGUCAUCGGUUACAGCUGUGCUGGUUUCGCCGGGUUUGGCACGUACUUUGCCACGCCCACCGUCAGCUGGAGACUGUGUCUGAGUUUGCAAAUCGUGGCCCCGCUCCUGCUGUUCCUGGGAUCGCCCUGGCUUCCCGAGUCCCCGAGGUGGCUGAUCGACCAUGACAGACUGGAGGAUGGCUUCCAGGUCCUCCGCAGUUUGCACACCCGGCCCGAAGAUCCAGACGAGAUUGUCGCUCGUGAAGAAUUCCUUCAAAUCCGCAGGCAAAUCGAGCUCGAGCGGGCGGACAAGUUAAGCAAGAGCUGGGCCGCCCUUUUCAAGAAGCCUAGCUUGCGCAAGAGAUUGAUCCUGGGAUUCGGCACACAGUUCAUUGCCCAAAGCACGGGCGUCUUGGUUGUCAACAACUAUCAGAUCUUGCUGUACAAGUCUCUUGGCAUCACAGGCUCCCUACCUCUGCUCUUGAAUGCCCUGUAUAACGGCCUGGCCGCAACCAUGAACUUCGUCAACUCCUUGUUCCUAGAUCGACUUGGCCGGAUCAGGAUCAUGCUCAUCGGGCUGAUCGGUUGCGCAUGUUCGUUGAUCUGCUUCACCGCCAUGGUCGCGACAUUCGGGGGUACGACGAAUCAAGUUGGGAACGGCUUCGGAGUGUUCUUCUUGUUCCUGUUUGUGUUCUUCUAUGGCGGGACCAUGGAUGCUACCUCGUACGUGUAUUGCAGCGAGAUCUUCCCGACUCCGCUCCGGGCUCAGGGCACGGGAUUUAGCGUUGCAGGUCUGUUCACUGCCACCCUGAUAUACACUCAGACCGCACCAGUCGCCUUUGCACAAGUCGGGUGGAAGUUCUACAUCAUGUUCAUCAUCCUCCCGCUGCUUGGUGCGGCAUUAAUGUGGAAGUUCUUCCCGGAGACGAAGCUCCUCACGCUCGAGGAGAUAUCGAAACUCUUUGGCGAUGAGGUUGCCUUGGAUAUAAACCAACUGAGCACGGAGGAGAAGAUGGCCUUGGACCGCGAAGUUGCCAAAGGUGUUCAAGGAGUGAUUUCUGUCGAGCUUGAGAGCAGUGAGACCAAAACGCCUGAUGAUCGCAUUGAGGUGGUAUAGAGUUGGACCGGGAAACCAGAG